AUGGCGGAAAACAUAAAACGCUUGCCGAUGGCGUGCGAUAGUGGAGAAAUAAAAAAGAGCUUGUCAGGGAGGAUAUCAGAUGAUGGGAUUAAAAGAACACCAUCAGGAAAACCUAUACAAACAAUGUAUGUAUUGAAUAGAAAGGGAGAAGAAGAAGAUAUAUCGUUUGAUCAAAUUUUGAAAAGAAUACAAAGAUUAUCAUAUGGUCUUCAUGAAUUAGUAGAUCCAGCAAGAGUAACACAAGGAGUAAUUAAUGGUAUGUAUAGUGGAAUAAAAACAUGUGAAUUAGAUGAAUUAGCAGCUCAGACAUGUGCAUAUAUGGCUACAACUCAUCCAGAUUUUUCAAUUUUAGCUGCAAGAAUUACAACAGAUAAUUUACAUAAAAAUACUAGUGAUGAUAUAGGGGAAGUAGCAGAAGCAUUAUAUACAUAUAAAGAUGUAAGAGGAAGACCAGCAAGUUUAAUAAGUAAAGAAGUAUAUGAAUUUAUUUUACAAAAUAAAGAACGAUUGAAUAAAGAAAUUGAUUAUACACGUGAUUUUAAUUAUGAUUAUUUUGGAUUUAAGACAUUAGAAAGAUCUUAUUUAUUACGUAUUAACAACAAAAUUAUUGAAAGACCACAACAUUUAUUAAUGAGAGUAUCGAUAGGUAUACAUAUUGAUGAUAUAGAUAAAGCAUUAGAAACUUAUCAUUUGAUGUCUCAAAAAUAUUUCACUCAUGCUACACCAACAUUAUUUAAUUCUGGUACUCCUAGACCCCAAAUGUCGUCUUGUUUUCUUUUAUCUAUGAAAUCAGAUUCAAUAGAAGGUAUAUUCGAAACACUAAAACAGUGUGCUCUUAUUAGUAAAACAGCUGGUGGUAUAGGUGUAGCAGUACAAGAUAUAAGAGGACAAAAUUCGUAUAUUAGAGGUACGAAUGGAAUUUCAAAUGGACUCGUACCUAUGUUAAGAGUUUUUAAUGAUACAGCUAGAUAUGUAGAUCAAGGAGGAGGAAAAAGAAAAGGUUCUUUUGCUGUUUAUAUUGAACCAUGGCAUUCAGAUAUAUUCGAAUUUUUAGAUUUAAGAAAAAAUCAUGGCAAAGAAGAAUUAAGAGCAAGAGAUUUGUUUUAUGCUGUUUGGGUUCCUGACUUGUUCAUGAAAAGAGUAAAAGAAAAUCAAAAUUGGACUUUAAUGUGUCCAAAUGAAUGCCCAGGACUAAGUGAAACAUGGGGUGAAGAAUUUGAAAAAUUAUAUGUUAAGUAUGAAGAAGAAAAUAUGGGCAAAAAAACUGUAUUAGCACAAGAUUUAUGGUUUGCUAUAUUACAAAGUCAAAUUGAAACAGGUGUUCCAUAUAUGUUAUAUAAAGACUCAUGUAAUGCUAAAUCGAAUCAAAAAAAUCUAGGUACUAUCAAAUGUAGUAAUUUGUGUUGUGAAAUUAUUGAGUAUACUUCACCUGAUGAAGUUGCUGUAUGUAAUCUUGCUUCUAUUGCUUUAUGCAAAUUUGUGGACUUGGAAAAAAAAGAAUUUAAUUUUAAAAAAUUAUAUGAAAUUACAAAAAUUAUUACUAGAAAUCUAGAUAAAAUAAUUGAAAGAAAUUAUUACCCUAUUAAAGAAGCCAAAGUGUCUAACAAGAGGCAUAGACCUAUAGGUAUAGGUGUUCAGGGGUUAGCAGAUACUUUUAUGCUUUUGAGAUAUCCCUAUGAGUCGGAUGAAGCUAAAGAGUUGAAUAGAAGAAUAUUCGAAACCAUGUACUAUGCUGCUUUAGAAAUGUCUAUGGAAUUAGCAAUGAUUCAUGGACCUUAUGAAUCUUAUCAGGGUAGUCCAGCUAGUCAAGGUAUUCUACAAUUUGAUAUGUGGAAUAAAAAGGUAGAUAGUAAGUACUGGAAUUGGGAUGAACUAAAGCUCAAAAUACGUAAACAUGGUUUAAGGAAUUCUUUACUACUUGCACCUAUGCCAACUGCUUCUACAUCUCAAAUACUUGGGAAUAACGAAUCCUUUGAACCUUAUACUAGUAACAUUUAUUAUAGAAGAGUUUUGAGUGGAGAAUUUUUUGUCGUUAACCCUCAUUUGUUAAAAGAUCUAUUCGAUAGGGGCUUAUGGGACGAAGAUAUGAAACAGCAGUUAAUUGCGCAUAAUGGAAGUGUCCAGUAUAUAAGUGAAAUACCCAAUGAUUUGAAGGAACUCUACAAAACAGUCUGGGAAAUCAAACAAAAGAACAUUAUCGACAUGGCUGCCGAUCGGGGAGUUUUUAUCGACCAGUCACAGUCGCUGAACAUUUACAUCCAAAAGCCAACAUUCGCAAAACUUUCAAGUAUGCAUUUCUACGGAUGGGAAAAAGGCUUAAAGACCGGGGCCUACUACUUGAGAACACAAGCAGCAACGGACGCGAUUAAAUUUACUGUUGAUAUGCACGUAGCGAAAAAUGCAGCAAAAAUGAAAAAUGCUGAUGGAGGAGCAGGAGUAGCUAUUACAAGAGAAACAUCAAGAGAAACUAUUUCAACAGAUUUUACUGUUACUCAAAAUGUUUGCCCACUGCGUCGUAAUAAUGACGAUCAGUGCCUGAUGUGUUCAGGAUAA
This is a messenger RNA of Plasmodium malariae, 2553 nucleotides long. Its product is annotated as ribonucleoside-diphosphate reductase, large subunit, putative. Gene Ontology annotation, cellular component: ribonucleoside-diphosphate reductase complex. Lineage: Eukaryota; Apicomplexa; Aconoidasida; Haemosporida; Plasmodiidae. The coding region runs from base 1 to 2553 and encodes 850 amino acids. The transcript has 2 exons. Gene Ontology annotation, biological process: DNA replication; deoxyribonucleotide biosynthetic process. The record is from RefSeq and is a predicted model, not a curated record. Gene Ontology annotation, molecular function: ATP binding; ribonucleoside-diphosphate reductase activity, thioredoxin disulfide as acceptor.